Molecule: messenger RNA, 2244 nt
Organism: Truncatella angustata
Lineage: Eukaryota; Fungi; Ascomycota; Sordariomycetes; Amphisphaeriales; Sporocadaceae
Product: major facilitator superfamily domain-containing protein
Exons: 2
Coding region: 204-1916 (570 amino acids)
Biological process (GO): transmembrane transport
Molecular function (GO): transmembrane transporter activity
Source: RefSeq, a predicted model, not a curated record
UACGUAUCAGAUACGUAUUUGUGGUCUGUUGACAUCCAAGGACCUUCUUAUAAGUAUCAGAAGCAUCCGCAUGUAAUUUUAUUAUUAGUAGAACCACUUCCCCGGGAUUCAUUGUCAGCCUCUUUCUUGACCAUUCCAUUGAGAGUGCCCUUCUUCUAACACAUUAGGUUUUCUUUCCUUGAAGCUACAAGACACUUUCUAUCAUGGCGGAAAUACAGACGAGUGGUUCGGAGACCACUCUAAACCAGGUCCAUCAUGACACAGGACUACAAGAUAUGACGAAGCAAAAGACCAGGGAUCCGCAGUUGGACGUCAAUCUCCCCUACCGCACGCUUAGUGCUGCAGCAAAUAUGGCCGAGUACACGACAGAACAACCAGAUGGAGAAAUACCAAUGAGAGAUCCAAAAAGUAAACAGGAAUACAAACUGGUGACUUUUGUCCUUGACGAUCCGCAAAACCCAAAGAACUGGUCAAAAGCAUACAAGUGGUAUUGUACCAUGGUCGUUGCGUUGACAUGUUUCGUUGUGGCGCUCGCAUCAGCUGUCGUUACGGCAGACAUCGCAGCCCCAGCUAAAGAGCUUGGCGUUAGUGAGGAAGUGUCACUGCUUGCUAUUUCGUUGUUCGUCAUUGGUUUCGGUAUUGGCCCCAUGGUUUUCGCUCCACUCUCCGAACUCUACGGACGUCGCAUCAUCUACGGGUCGACAUUGCUCAUUGCUGUGAUCUUCAUCAUUCCUUGCGCCCUUGCGCCGAACAUCGCAACUUUGUUGGUAUGCCGAACUAUCGACGGCAUUGCGUUCUCGGCUCCGAUGACACUGGUUGGUGGUACACUUGCAGACAUGUGGAAGAACGAAGAGCGAGGUGUGCCUAUGGCGGCAUUCUCUGCUGCGCCAUUCAUUGGACCUGCCAUCGGUCCCCUUAUUGGUGGCUAUCUUUCAAUGUACGCUGGAUGGAGAUGGCUCUACUGGAUUCAGCUCAUCCUUGCUGGAAUUGUUUGGGUAUUGAUAACUUUCACCGUUCCUGAGACUUAUGCACCAACCAUUCUGAAGCGGCGCGCCCAGAAAAUGAGAAAGGAGACUGGAGAAAGCAAUCAUGUCACGGAACAGGAACUGGACAAGCGACCUCUCAGCGCCCGCCUUAAGGUGUUUGUCUUGCGACCUUUCCAACUUCUUUUCCAGGAGCUUAUUGUGUUUCUGAUUUCGUUAUACAUGUCGGUGCUUUACGGAUUGCUUUACAUGUUUUUCGUGGCCUAUCCUGUCAUUUUUCAGGAAGGCAAGGGCUACUCCGCAGGAACUACUGGUCUAAUGUUUAUUCCUGUCGCAGUAGGCGUCCUUCUUUCGGCCGUAUGUGCUCCCCUAGUCAAUAAGCACUACCUCACAUUGGUCAAGAAGCACAACGGAAAUCCUCCAGCGGAAGCCCGUUUGAUUCCCAUGAUGCUGUCCUGCUGGUUUAUCCCGAUCGGAUUAUUUAUCUUUGCUUGGACCUCAUACGCGGAGCUCUCGUGGGCUGGCCCUGCUUUGGGUGGCUUCCCUGUUGGCUUCGGAUUUAUCUUCCUUUACAAUAGCGCGAACAACUACCUUGUCGACUCAUAUCAGCACCUGGCCGCCUCAGCUCUCGCCGCCAAGACAUGCAUCCGUAGCUUUUGGGGCGCUGCCGUUGUGCUAUUCACCAUCCAAAUGUAUCACCGACUCGGCGACCAGUGGGCAUCUUCACUCCUGGCAUUCCUCGCGCUUGCUUGUUGUGCUAUUCCAUUCUGCUUCUGGAAGUGGGGUGCUAAGAUCAGGGCCAGGAGCAAGUAUGCCUAUGCUGGCGAUGACGAGGAUGAUGGCAAAGGCGUGGCAAGCACUGGCGAUGUCGAGAAGGGACAGCCGGCGGCCGUGCGGGCCCCAAUUGUCCAGCAGGAGGGAGGCGUUCAUUAGAUAUCAGUCCGGAAAGACUCGGUAUUUGAAUAAAGGCUGGCUCCGAGCGUAGGGUUGACUCCUUGCGAUCAUGCUAGUGAGGUCGCACUGGGUUUCUAUAACGAGUUUCUGAUUCGUUUCUAGAGUUCAAAGACCUUAAUUAGGACAGGUGUGCUCUAUACUUUGGGCAUAUAGGAAGUUGGUUCAAGAGUGGUAUAGACGGAUAGACACCGAUAGAUUUGUUGUGAUUUAGAUUAGUUAGCUGUUAGAGAAGAUACCCCGGCGGCUUUUAGACCUUUAGAUGUUAAUAUGAUUAAUAGACAGAUCAGAAAUAAAGCACCUUCGCUAA